Magnolia sinica is the source of this 1269-nucleotide messenger RNA. RefSeq names its product putative 12-oxophytodienoate reductase 11. Gene Ontology annotation, molecular function: oxidoreductase activity; FMN binding. Lineage: Eukaryota; Viridiplantae; Streptophyta; Magnoliopsida; Magnoliales; Magnoliaceae. The coding region runs from base 1 to 1146 and encodes 381 amino acids. The record is from RefSeq and is a predicted model, not a curated record. The transcript is spliced from 5 exons.
AUGGAAGUGAGUAAAGAAGAGGAGCAGGACAAAGCAUCGAUGGCUGAGAUUCCUCUACUCACUCCAUAUCGCAAGGGAAGGUUCAAUCUCUCCCACAGUUUCAGGAUUGUAUUGGCACCAUUGACAAGACAGAGAUCGUUCGGGAAUGUCCCUCAGCCACAUGCGAUCUUGUAUUACUCGCAGCGGACCACCAAAGGCGGGUUCUUGAUAACCGAGGCUACCGGCGUUUCGGACACCGCUCAAGGGUAUUCGGACACGCCUGGAAUUUGGACAAAAGAACAGGUAGAAGCAUGGAAACCAAUCGUGAAAGCUGUUCAUGACAGGGGAGGCACGUUCUUUUGCCAGAUUUGGCACGUCGGGAGGGUUUCUACUUACGGCUUUCAACCCAACGGUCAAGCCCCAAUAUCUUGUACGGACAAGCCGAUAACACCUCAGGUUGGGCUCGAUGGCACCAAAGAAGAAUUCUCGACUCCCCGUCGAUUACAAACGGAGGAGAUCCCUGGGAUCGUGGAUGAUUUCAGGAUGGCUGCAAGGAAUGCCAUUGAAGCUGGCUUCGACGGAGUUGAGAUCCAUGGAGCAAAUGGGUACCUGAUCGAACAGUUCAUGAAAGAUCAAGUCAAUGACAGAACAGAUGAAUAUGGUGGUAGCUUAGAGAAUCGUAGUCGCUUCGCUCUACAAAUUGUAGAAGCCAUCGUCAAUGAGAUCGGAGCAGAUAGAGUUGGCAUGAGGCUCUCUCCUUUCUCAGAGUUAAUGGAGUGUGUGGAUUCCGACCCAGAAGCUCUCGGUAUUUACAUGGCAAAGUCGCUCGAUCGAUAUGGAAUCUGCUAUUGCCACACGAUCGAGCCGAGGAUGGUGAGAGCGUUAGAGAAGCUUGUUACUCCCCACAGCCUUCAACCCAUGAGAAAUGCUUUCAAGGGGACUUUCAUUGCUGCUGGUGGGUACGAUAGAGAAGAAGGGAACAGAGCUAUUGCUGGUGAUUAUGCUGAUCUGAUCGCAUUUGGCCGAUUGUUUUUGGCUAAUCCAGAUCUGCCAAGGAGAUUUGAACUUGAUGCACCGCUUAAUAAGUACGACAGAAUCACUUUCUAUGUACCCGAACCGGUUCUCGGGUACACAGACUACCCAUUUCUUGAAUCUACUACCACUUAGAUUUUGAAUUUAUGAUAUGGGAGAGAUUUAUUAUCUUUGUAUUGAUGUUGUUUGCUGGAAUUUGUGCUGAUGUUGUUUUGGUUGAGAAGGCUUCUUUCAGUCUCAUAGAAUAAAAAGUGUAUA